AUGGUCAAUCUGGCAAUUCCGGAAAUCCGGGUGCUGACGCGGCUAGUGAGUAUCCACAAGCUGGUGACCCAGGUCCAAUUGGCCCUCCCGGUCCACCUGGGCUACCUGGUCUUGAUGGACCACCGGGAGAAGAUCUUGGACAUGGACCUCAUGGGGCUUCCGGUCUCCCCGGUCGCCCUGGACUUCCUGGCCACCGAGGACAACCCGGUAUCCCCGGCGAGCCCGGUCAGCCUGGCGAACGUGGAAUUUGCCCCAAGUACUGUGCAAUUGACGGCGGUAUUUUCUUUGAAGAUGGCACCAGACGUCGCUAACAAGCUUUAUACGCACUACACAUAUGAGGGAUACCGUAAUUCAAUGAAUAAAUUG
Messenger RNA from Mesorhabditis spiculigera, 366 nucleotides. Lineage: Eukaryota; Metazoa; Nematoda; Chromadorea; Rhabditida; Rhabditidae. The record is from the annotation of a GenBank genome assembly.